AUGUCGUGCUUCAGUGGGCUCUGGAACUGCUUCUGGGGUCAGGACCGUGUUCGCUCAGACCCCGAGGUCAUCGAUUGGAAGUGUGACCUUCGCGGCGAGGUGGAAGUGAAGCUCAAGCUUUAUGCGCUUCUCUGGCUGCCGAACUGUGUGCUUGAGCCGUUGGGUUAUGGCGGGUACCACGCUGAGGUGGAGGUGGGCGGCCGGGCGUACUACUACGAGUGCUACGAGGGCACUGGUGUGUGGUCUCGCGCGGUUAGCCGACAUCGCAAACCGACUCACACCUUCGUUUACAAGACUCGGCUCAGACGUGGUGAGUUCGGAAAAAUAUUGGUGGGCUUAAACCUUGAAUGGCGCGGUGACGAUUACUGCAUCCUCCGCCGCAAUUGCAUCGACUUCAGCGCGGCAUUUUGCCAGGAGUUGGGUGUUGGCCCGUUCCCUUCUUGGGCUUUCACCCUGCCGCAAGCGCUGGUCGAAGCCGCCGAGGCUUGGAAGCAGCGCUACGGCAGGGACUUGAUAGGCCCAGAUCCAAACGCACGAGCACGCCGCCGACGCCGUUGGACCCCUCCCACGUUCGAGAAGGCGGACUGA
Symbiodinium necroappetens is the source of this 588-nucleotide messenger RNA. The record is from the annotation of a GenBank genome assembly. Lineage: Eukaryota; Dinophyceae; Suessiales; Symbiodiniaceae.